GCCGGCCGCGCCCAGCUCCCCGGCGCCUCCCACAGGAGGCAACGGGGACUGCGGCUGCGGCUGCGCACCGGCGCCGGGAGGCACGGUUGCCAGGGAAACCGGAGGACGCCAGCCUCCCUCGCUGUGAAAGCCCGAGGAGGAGGAGGAGGAGGAGGAAGAGCAAGAACAGCAGCAGCAGCAGCAAUAGCCACAACAGCCCGUUGCAGCGGGGAGGAGGAGAAUGAAGUAGAUCCACUUCGGAAGAACUAAUUUAACCUAGUGCCAUAUCAUCAGAGACUAGAAAGAGUCGGGCACACCACAGUAAGUGGAUUUUAAAUUGAGAAACAGUUGAAAGGCACUGUACAAGAUUUUCAGGAAGAAACUGGACAAAAAUAACUCUACAGCAAUAUCAGAGGGUCACACUAAACUUGUGGAAAGACAGGGCUUGGGGUUUAAUUACCAUGAUGUACGAAGCAAAAGACAGGCAGAAGUUCGUCAGCGAAGCCCAGUGUCUCCGAGACAUGCAGCACAAAAUGGACUCCGAGUACCAGGCUUGCCUAAGACGGCAAGAACACAAAAGAGAACAUGUUGAGAAGAAUCGAGACCAACUUUCCAAACAAGAUUCGAGACCCAGCCUUUGUUCAUCCCACAGUCAUGAGAGACCCUGUAUUUCAGGCAUGCCACCUAGCAGACAGAACACUGUGGGUGAGGUAUCUGUAUGUGAACAGAGAUCAGCUGACAAGCCUUCUGGAACUAAUCCUGAGUCUAAACUCCCGGCUAUAGACCAAAUAUCGGCCAAGAAGAAACAGAAAGCUUCCAUGGGCCCCAAGAAGCAAGAGAAAAUUGUGUGGGGCCCCAUCAAAAUGACUCCAGCGGCCCAGGCCCAGACCCUCUCAAGGAAGAAGCUGAACUUGGGGAGGCUGCCAGCGAGCCCAGGCUUGCAGAGCCAGAGAUGGCCAGAAGAGAGAUGUAAGCCCACCUCCUUGCUGCAGGCUACCCCGCAAGCUGCCGAAGGAUCAGAGCCUGUAAUGCGGCCAGAAGGCACCGGAUGGCCCAGCGAAAGGAGGCACUCUUUAGAGAGAAGACACUUGGCCCAGUCCUCCCAACUCGACAGAGACCAGGAAACCCCAGACCAAAUCAGUAAAGACCGAAAUGCACUUCCACAGGCUCAGCAGCCUUUGGCUCUGCUGACAGCUAUUCGAGGCGCACCAAGCGAGGCCAACGGACAGUGUCUUACAGCUGCUAGGACAGGGCACUCGUGGAGGCCUCCACCCAGGUGUCGAGCUGAAGAGUUUCCUUCAGUUCGGGGCUACCGCUCCGGAGAGAGUGGAGAUCCCGAAAGCGAUAGCCCCAGGCUGGAAGAAGAAUCCCUUCAUUUCCGGUUCCAACAGCCCCCGUCAGCUUUCGUUCCCAAGAACAGCAGGCGGCCGGGGGCGUCGGUAGCUCCGGCGGAAACCCAGCCCUUGGAUGAUGAACUUGGGAGCGGGAGAGCAAAUUCACUAAGAAGGAGUGAUGCCGGUUAUCCCUCAGUAAGACAAAGCAGCUUGAGAGAGGUGGCCCCCGAAGAGGCUACCGGGGGACAAAAUCCGCUUCGCAAUCCCAAAAUAGCCAACGGGGAUUCCGUCGCCGAGUGCCAUGAUGCCACGAGUGAACAGGAGAUGCCCUCAUUCACUUCUCAAGUCACUAAAGCUGACACCAGGCCAGUGAGUUGUUUCAAUGUCACCACUUUCCCUACCACUGGAAGCAGUGGAGAGAGUAGGUCAGCUCAAGAGAGGCCGUCCCACGGAACCUGCCCCAGGACUUAUGACGGCCUUCCUCCGGGGAGACCAGUGGCUCCCAGGCCCUUAUUGAAUCUGGCCCAUAACACACUCAGACCUUUGCCACCUUGCCCACCACGAGGUGAGGUGCCAACGGGUGUAUUCUUACCCUCGACUUCCCUUCAGAUCCUGGAUUCGGACGGCAGUGUGAGGUUUAACACUCGUCGGCCUUUGUCUCCUAUUCGAAGUAGGCUUUCUUCUGCCAGGACAGAAAACCAGGAUGUUUCAGGACUUCUGGCCUCCUCAGUGGAAGAUGAUACCUGCUUCAGGGAAGAACAGGCAGAGAACAGCUUAAGUUCAUCUCCAAGUUUUCCAGUCAUUCCUGAAGAUCCGGUAGCCAGCCCAUCUUCAGGGGCUCCUCCUAGUUGUCCUCCACCAAGGAUGGAUUUUCCAGGCCCCCUACCCCUGGCUGGUUCAGUGCAGGAGGAAGUGCCUAUUGUGUUUACAGUAGCUGGUUUAAAUGCAAAGGAAGCUCCCAAGACUGGCACAGACCCUGGGAACCUGAAGAGACUGCAGGAGAGUCUGCUGGAGGAGAAUUCUGAGGAGGAAGGAGACUCAUGUCGCAUCUGUCUGAUGGCUGAGGGUUCCCCUUCCAACCCACUCCUGGAGCCAUGCGGCUGUGUGGGAAGUCUGCAGUUUGUCCACCGGGAAUGCCUGAAAACGUGGCUGGAAGCCAAGAUAACAGCAGGUGCUGAACUGGGAGCUGUGAAAACCUGUGAAAUGUGUAAACAAGCCUUGAGAGUUGACCCGAGCCACUUCAAUGUGUUGGACUACUAUCGCAAGCAUCAACAAUCUCGGGUGAGACCUCCUGUCCAUUCUUCCUUCUGGGAGGUACAAAAUGAACUGUUGAAUUCUGGCCUGUACCUGUUCCUGCUGCUUCACCUAUGUGAGCAGAGGUUUGCGGAGCUGAUGAGACUGAACUACAGCCAAGCUGCGAGAGAGAGGUUCCCAGGACAUUUCUUACCAUCUAGCCCGGAAGAAAAUGAAAAUUCUGACUCGGGAGACAGUGAGGAAAACAGCAUCUAUCCCGGCCAAAGCCGGAUCGUCUAGCGAGGGAUAUGGAACAAGCAAAUCAGCAACAAGACCUUGCCCCAGUCCCCUUCCUGCGCUUCCCUGUACCCUCCCUGUGCCUUCUUCUCUCCUUUUUAUUGAAACAGAAACCCAUGAGUACCUA
This is a messenger RNA of Tachyglossus aculeatus (Australian echidna), 2970 nucleotides long. It is a transcript of the gene MARCHF10, whose product is annotated as membrane associated ring-CH-type finger 10. NCBI's taxonomy places the organism in Eukaryota, Metazoa, Chordata, Mammalia, Monotremata, Tachyglossidae. Bases 441 to 2846 code for a protein of 801 amino acids. The record is from RefSeq and is a predicted model, not a curated record. The transcript has 13 exons. Gene Ontology annotation, molecular function: zinc ion binding.